Molecule: messenger RNA, 3495 nt
Organism: Effrenium voratum
Lineage: Eukaryota; Dinophyceae; Suessiales; Symbiodiniaceae
Source: the annotation of a GenBank genome assembly
AUGGACUUCUCUCUGCCAGCCCGCACUUUUGCCCAGCCAGAUGUGUCAGCAUCCUCGCUUGGCAUUUCUUGGCUGGGUUCCUUUCCACUCAUCUUUGGCGCCACAUACACAGACCCCUCCACGGUUUCACACAGUUCCGGCCGUUCCGGGCCGCCCCUUUCCGCUUUUGGCGCCAGUCAUUCGGCAUCGCCUCCACCUCCGCGGAGUUGGGCACGCCCUGGGCCGAUGCUUUUGGCCUUCGGACCUGCGCGCUGCGAUGUUUCGCCGCCGGUUCCGAGCCGCGCCACGUCGGGCGCCACCUCGUCGCCGCGGAGCUUUGCGCAUUCGGAGCCGGCGGUGUUGGCCUCGGACUUUGCCAGCUCGGAGUUGCCGCCGCUGGCGCGGGGCUUUGUACGGAUCGACUUCUUGGCGUUUUUCUUGGGGAGGAUCACCUUGGAGACCGGCAUGAGCUCGCUGCCGGUGCUGGGAAACGCACUUCUGGACGCCUUGUUGCCUGUGCAAAGCUUUGCCCAGCUGGGACCUGCUGCCUUGACCAUGGAUUUUGCAAAACUUGAAGCAGUACUGCUGCUCAGGCACCCUGCUCAUCUUGGUUUUCUGCCAUUUGCCCCAGGCUUGUGCAAGGUAGAGGCCCCGCUGAUAGUUGUUGGACACGUUGAGACUGGUAGCCUGCUUUUGUUGCAGUCCUUUGCGCGACUCGGGUCUCAAGUUCCAGUUCCGGGCAUGGCACAGCCGGGCCUCUCCACACCUCCAAGGUCUGCUUGUCGGCUUGGCAGCCCUCUGCCAACCGUUGGCAAGGCCUGUUCGGAUGUCAUCAUUUCUUUAUGGGGUGCAACAACUCCUGGUCUGCCCAUGCCAGCUCGUAGUCCCAGCCAGUUGGGCCUAGGACCCUCGGCCUUGGCUUUCUUCCAUCUUGAGUUGCUUCUGUCGUCACGUCAAUUUCUUCGGCCGGGACCCAGUCCGCCCCUGCCCGGCACAGCACAGGGCCCUGCGCUGUCGGCUCUCUCCGUGGUUCGCUGUGGUGUGCUGCUGCCACCUCGGAGCCCUGCGCACACUGGCGCGUCGCCUCUCGCUUCGGAUGCGGCGCUCCUGGAGCCGUUGCCGCCCCUCAGAAGCCCUGCACACUGCGGAUUGGCCGUACCCGCCUUGGACAUAAUCUCAGCGGAUCCAUUCUUGUUGGUGCGCGCGUUCUGCCACCCAGAAGCUGCAGCUUUGGUUGCGGGCAUGAGUCGUAUCGGAUUGCUCUUCUUGCUGUUUGUGGUGGACUGCACAACGCCCGCCUCUCCGUUGCUGCUUCAAGGGGUCGCUUGUUCAGGCCUUGCACCCCCUGUCUGCAGCUCUGCCUUCCCAGGUUCCUUUCCUGCCCUGCGUAGCUCUUCUUGCUUAGGUGCGCUUCCUUUGGCAGGCAGAAUGGCAAGCUCCGAACUUUCAGCGCUGGCGGUAUCGUUUGCCAUCCUUGGACUUUUCCUGCCACCUCGGUCAGCCUCUCGCGCAGAAUCUUCACCCUUGUGUUUGGGUCCUGCUAGCUUUGGCGUUUUGCUAGUGGCUAUGGACUUUGCCACUUCAGGCUCCGGCCUAUCUUUGCGAUCAUCUUCUCAUUUGGGCCUCCCGUUAUUGGCGCUUGGCGUAGUGAGGCUUGGCUCCAUCUUCCCGCCACCAGCCGCAGAUUCCGCCGCCCUUGGCUCAACUCCCGCGCUGCGCAGUCUCAGCAGAGCGGGACUCGCCGUUUCAGCUUCGAGCCCCGCGAGUUUCGACUUUUCGCCUUCCUCGCGCAGCUCAACCUGCUCAGAAUCGAGUCUCCUGCUCUUGGGCCGCUGUCACGUGGGCUUCCCCCUGCAAGCUGCCUCGUUGUUUGCCUGCAGCCCUGCCCACUCAGAUCUUGCCCCCUCUGCACAAACCUCCGCUCGCUCGGGUUUCCUGUCGCUCGCCUGCUGCGCCGCGCACCCGGAUGCCUCCCCACCUACACGCGCCACAGCUCGGCCCGGCUCGCCUCCUCCGACCUCGGCCGCGUGCUUGGGCCUGCCGGUUUUGGUGCUGCACAGCGCCAGCUUGGGCUCUCCGCCGCCCUCGCGGAGCUCCGCGCGACCGGAGGUCCCUUCGCCCGCCUCGGCCUUCGCCGCGCCGGGCUUCGCCUCGUCUGCGCGCGCCGUUGCGCGGACGGGCUCCGCUUCCGCAGCGCACGGCGUGGCGCGUUUAGGCGCCGCGCUGCCAGUGGUCGACUGCCUCCAUGCCGGCGCCUUGUUGCCGACCCGGUCCUCUUGCCACGUGGGCUCGGCCUCGGUGGCCUUAGAUGCUGCGUACCUGGAAGCAAGCCUGCCAGUGCGAGGGUGCAUUCGCCUCGGUGUGUCGCCAUCGGCCUCUCCUUAUGCCAGCUUCUCCAGCCUCCCAGUGGCGCACUGCGUUUCCUUGGGCUCUUCACUUUCGGCCCGCAGCCUCGCGCGCCCGGGCGCGCCAGUGCCGGCGCUGGACCUCAGUGCUCCAGGCUCUUCGCCCUCCCCGCGAGCCCGCAGCUACUCGGGCCCUGUCUUGCCUGCCUUGGGCACGACUGGAUGUGGUGCCCUACCGCCGGCGACGGCCAGUGCGCUCUCAGGUUUGCUCCUACCUUUGCGUGGCCUUUUGCGCCUGGGCCCAGCGCUCCUGGCACCUGGCCUCGGCGCUCCGGGCGCGUCGCCCUCCCUGCGCGGCGCUGCGCGGCCGGGCUCCGCCACACUGCUGCCGGGGAUGCUGCGAGUGGGGCUCAUUUUCUCGCUGCUGGUCACAGAUGUCGCAACGCCAGGCGCACCGUUGGCCCUCCGAAGCUUUGUCUAUGCUGGCUUCACUGCCUUGGUGCCGGACCUUGCCGCUGCUGGCUUGUUGCCGCCUUUGCAAUCCUUCACUCACCUCGGCUCCUUGAUGGCUCUCGUGUCCUCUGGGCGGUUGGGGCCCUUGGCGCCAGCGGCAGACCUUGCACUUCUGGGGCUCGCGCCCUCCGCACGAGGCUCUUUGCGGCCAGGACCCUCACCUUUGGUGCCGUCCGCCGGCACUCCGGGCGCGUCAUCUUCGCCUCGAAGCCCGGCGCACCCCGGCGCCGCAUCGCCGGCAGGCGGGCGUGCAUGCCUGGCGCGCCGCUUCUUGCCUUGGGUUCGGCGGCUGUGGGGUCCUCCACAGCCCUGCGGAACUUUGCACGUGCGGGAUUUGCACCAGCAGCCUUGGCAUUCUUGCAGCUGGGUUCCUUGGCGUUGCCCCAGAGCCUCGCCCGCCCGGAGCCGCCGUUUCCGGCGCUGGGCCGGGCGCGGCCGGGCGCCGCCUCGCCCGCUGUGGGCCUUGCACACCCGGAGCCGCCGCUGCUGCUCCACGGAUCUGCUCGCGCGGGAUCGGUGCCUUUCGCCUCGGACUCUGCGCAGACCGGUUUUCCUUUGUCCGCUCGUGGCAUGGUCCGGAGUGGUGGGGACCUCUACACCAGUGGAGCGCUCAGAUUCACAGACACCACCUACCUGGACGCAGCCUCAGGGAACCUAG